CGCCAGCCAGCGCUUUCAGGCUUUGCAUUGCAAGCGAAAGUGCAAAGACCUGCAAAAUAGAGAGCGACGCAUAAGCACUGCAGCAGCACGCACGCAGCCGAGGCCAGGAAACCUUGGCAACAAGACAAAAACAACCAAGGAGCAAGCGAUAUGGCAGCCCAAGCCGCCAAGCGCAUCAACAAAGUCGGCUUCCUCGUGGCCAUGCAGGAGGAGGCCGCGCCCUUCAUCGGCGCCCUAAAGCUGCAGAAGCGCGCGCCGCACGCGCGCGCGCCGAUCGUCGUCCACGAGGGCUCGUACAAGGACGCGACGGUCCUGGUCUACAGCCCCGGCGUCGUCGACGGCAAGUCUCUCGUGGGCACGGACGCCGCGUUCCUGACGGCGUUCCUCGCGGCCGAAGAUGGAUUGGACCUCUUCGUGAACGCGGGCACGUGCGGCGGCUUCGCAAAAAGGGGAGGCAAGGUCGGCGACGUCUACUGCUGUGGUGAAUUUAAACACCACGACCGCCGCGUGCCCAUCCCCGGUUAUGAUUCAAUGUGCGUCGGGCACCGCCGGGCGACGCCCGCGCCGGGUCUUGUAUCAAAACUCGGCCUCAAAACGGGCCUCUGCACGACGGGCAACUCGCUGGACUGCUCGCCGACGGACGCGCCGAUUAUUGAAGAGAGCGGCGCCGUCUGCAAGGACAUGGAGGCCGCGUCCCUCGCCCACGCCGCCGAAUUGUCGGGGACGCCCUUCCUCGCGAUCAAGGUCGUGACGGAUAUUGUGGAUGGGCCCCACGCGACGCAGGACGAGUUCCUCGCGAACCUGUCGACGGCCUCGAAGGCGCUCCAGAAGGUGCUGCCCGAGGUCCUCGACUACGUCACCGGGAAGAGCGUCGCCGAGCUCUAAUAGAACACAUGUAUC
Messenger RNA from Pelagomonas calceolata, 900 nucleotides. The record is from the annotation of a GenBank genome assembly. NCBI's taxonomy places the organism in Eukaryota, Pelagophyceae, Pelagomonadales, Pelagomonadaceae.